AUGAAUCAAGAUACUAUUGUAACUGCUCCAACCGUUGAACACGGUUUUACACCGGCUUAUAAACAACUAUCAGAUAAUGCCCUAAAAGUAUUACGUGAUCAAUUAAAAGACGUUACAUUAUUUAUCAUCGAUGAAAUAUCAAUGAUUUCUAAUAUAACUUUAAUAUACAUACAUUUGAGAUUAGUAGAAAUUUUUAAUGUUGAUGACUGGUUUGGAGGAAGACAUGUGGUUGUUUUCGGGGACUUACUCCAACUUCCUCCAGUACAUGAAGAUCCAAGUUAUAUGACACUAUCGUCAGCAGAUGCGCAAAAAUAUAUUAGAUCAUUAACAUCUGUGAAUUUAUGGAGUGAUUUAUUCAGCUAUGAAGAACUAGCCAUUAAUAUGAGACAAAAAACUGAUAAAGUUUACAGUGAAUUACUCUCUAGAGUACGAGUCAGCUCAAUGACAUUUGACGAUAUCAAAUUAUUGGAACAAAGAAAAAUUACAAUUGAUUCUUCAUUGUCAUACUAUGAUAGAUUGCAAAAAGCUAGUGACUAUAUCGAUUGUCCUGAAUCAUUAAAAAAGAAAGCACACGACACUUUGGUUAAAAUAGAAGAAGAUGCUAGUCGAUCAGCUGGACUUGCUGGAACAAUUGUAAUUAAAAUUGGUGCAAAAGUUAUGCUUCGACGAAAUAUUGAUGUCACACUUGGUUUAGUUAAUGGUGCCAUUGGUACAGUUAUAUCAAUCCCAAAAUCCAUAGAUGGCCGUAAGAUACACGGUGUUAAUUUAGAUUUCGGUUCAGGUAAAGUAAACACUAUUGAGAGGGCUAAAGUUAAAUUUCAAUUACUGGAAAGAGCCUUCGUCAUAAGAAAACAGUUUCCAUUGUGUUUAAGUUAUGCAGUCACUAUCCACAAGAGUCAAGGUUUAAGCCUCAAAAAUGCUCUUAUCGAAGCAGGCAAUAGUAUUUUUAAUGUUGGUCAAACAUAUGUAGCUCUUUCUCGGGUUACAGAACUUGAAGGAUUACAUUUAAUCAAUUUCGAUCCUCAUUCAGUUAAAUCUAACCUUUUAGCAAUCGAAGAAUUCAAUCGCUUACGAAAAAUUUAUAGAUCUGACCUUUCUCCCAUUUCAAUUUCUACUAUACUUUGGCAUAAAAUUUGGGAUUUAAUUUGGGUUGUUGACGAAAAUUCUGUUGAAAUUGAAACAAAAACUUUAAAAAAAUCAUGUGAAAAGUUAUUAGUAUUUCGAGGUAUCGAAAGUUCUGAUUGUAUUUCUAGUGGUUUAAAUUCAAUCAUACAGUGCAUCUUUGAUAAUACAAUACUCAGAACGGCAUUGAAUCAUGAUCCAAACAAUCAGUUCAACAACGAAAACUUAAAUAAUUUAUUUAAUGUAUACAAUAGUCACGAAAAUAUUUUAAAAUCUAGUGACAUAAAAAAGUCUGUGUACAAACAGGCGUGUCCUAAUAGAGAGUCUGAUCCUGUAGCAAUAUUCACUACGAUAUGUAAUGAUAAUCAUGAUAUCAGAAAUUUAGUGCAAUUUGAGCAAAAAACAUUAUGUGUAUUUCAAUAA
Messenger RNA from Microplitis demolitor, 1545 nucleotides. Its product is annotated as ATP-dependent DNA helicase PIF1-like. The coding region runs from base 1 to 1545 and encodes 514 amino acids. The transcript has 4 exons. Lineage: Eukaryota; Metazoa; Arthropoda; Insecta; Hymenoptera; Braconidae. The record is from RefSeq and is a predicted model, not a curated record. Gene Ontology annotation, molecular function: DNA helicase activity. Gene Ontology annotation, biological process: telomere maintenance; DNA repair.